Messenger RNA from Monoraphidium neglectum, 582 nucleotides. RefSeq lists its product as hypothetical. The coding region runs from base 1 to 582 and encodes 193 amino acids. The transcript is spliced from 2 exons. The record is from RefSeq and is a predicted model, not a curated record. Lineage: Eukaryota; Viridiplantae; Chlorophyta; Chlorophyceae; Sphaeropleales; Selenastraceae.
AUGCGCACGCUGCGCCUGCUGCAGCUGCCGGCGUCGUGGAUGGCCCUGCUGACGUCAGACCCCCUGGAGGCCGGCCUGCACGUGCUGGGCGGCGGCCUGCGGCCAGAGCGGCUGCUGCGGCGGUACGGGCUCGUGGUACCCGAGGGCGAGGAGCAGCAGCAGCAGCAGCAGCAGCGAGGGCGGAGGCAGCCAAGUGGUGGGGCCAGCGCCGCCCGUGCGGCCGGCGCCUUGGAAGGCCAGGAGGACGAGGACGAGGAGGAGGACGACGAGCAGCGCGCGCGGCGGGAGGACGGUGCCGCUGCUGACGAGGCGGAGGAGGAGGACCUGGAUGAGGCGCUGACGCGGAAGCUACAGGGCCACUGGAAGGCCGUGGUCGGGUUCCGGCCCACGGGCUGGUCAUACCGCCGCAGCGGUGGUUUGUCGUGCUGGCGCCUGGGCCCCGCGGCUGUGUACGGCAUCCCCUACUCUGAGCACUCCAGCUUCACGGGUACGCACGUCCCGCACAUCCCGCCACCGCUGCCCGCCGCUAUUUGCGGCGCCAGCUCGCUGCGCUCUCCUAUCUGCGACAUGCGCGACGCAUGA